AAAUACAGGGAACUGGGUGCGGGGUGCGGAGAACUCCGGAGGACGCCCGAACGGAGCAGCACCGCGGACAGCGCCCGGCCGCGCCGCGCCCAGCUCAGCCUGCGCAGCCCUCUCGCCCUGAGGUUCGCGCUCAGCGCUCUCUCUAACUAGCCUCUGCACCAUGGCAGAAUCCCACCUGCAGUCAUCUCUCAUCACAGCCUCACAGUUUUUUGAGAUCUGGCUUCAUUUCGACGCAGACGGAAGUGGUUACCUGGAAGGAAAGGAGCUGCAGAACUUGAUCCAGGAGCUUCUGCAGGCGCGAAAGAAGGCUGGAUUGGAGCUAUCACCUGAGAUGAAAACCUUUGUGGAUCAAUAUGGACAGAGAGAUGAUGGAAAAAUAGGAAUUGUAGAGUUGGCUCAUGUCUUACCCACAGAAGAGAAUUUCCUGCUGCUCUUUCGAUGCCAGCAACUGAAGUCCUGUGAGGAAUUCAUGAAGACUUGGAGAAAGUAUGAUACUGACCACAGUGGCUUCAUAGAAACCGAGGAACUUAAGAACUUUCUAAAGGACCUACUAGAGAAAGCAAACAAGACUGUGGAUGAUACAAAACUAGCUGAGUACACAGACCUCAUGCUGAAACUAUUCGAUUCAAAUAAUGACGGAAAGCUGGAACUGACCGAGAUGGCCAGGUUACUACCAGUGCAGGAAAAUUUCCUUCUUAAAUUCCAGGGAAUCAAAAUGUGUGGCAAAGAGUUCAAUAAGGCUUUUGAAUUAUAUGACCAGGAUGGCAAUGGAUACAUAGAUGAAAAUGAGCUGGAUGCUUUACUGAAAGACCUAUGUGAGAAGAACAAACAGGAGUUGGAUGUUAACAAUAUUACUACAUACAAGAAGAACAUAAUGGCCUUGUCGGAUGGAGGGAAGCUGUACCGAACAGACCUUGCUCUCAUUCUCUCUGCUGGAGACAACUAGAGUUGGUGACCACAACCACUUGCUAGUGAUACAUUGUAUCUAAAACCAUAACUGUGCGCUAUAAAGGAGUAGGCUGUAUUUUCUUUUAUAUCUGUAAAUUCUACUGCAUAUAGAGAAUUAUUCAGGAUGUGUGGCACAUUCUUUUCUGCUUGUUUCUAUACUGUUUGUAAUGUACAGUUUUUGUAAGCAUAUAAUUGAAAAGAAGGAAGUCCAUGCUUAGGCCAAUCAGUACAAUCAAUGUUAAAAAAAAUGAAUCUAACAUGGUUUUAAUGAAUCUAACAUGGUUUUGCUUACAUAAAUACAUGUGAACUUGGAUUUCCCUAAAAAUUCUACCAUCUCAAAAACUCUAGUGUCAGAUGUGUGAAUGCAUAUCUGUCAUUGAGUAAAAGAAUAACUCAUGACAAGCCAAGUGUUUUUAUUUCAGGCGGUCAUAGGACUGUCACAAAAAGCACCUUCGUGCUGUUUCCAUCUAGCGGAAGGGAUGCGCUUCCGCUUGUGAAGCACCAAACAUCAAUAGUUAACUAUGGCUCUAUUCUGAAACGAUCUCCCUAGAGAUUUAGUUUACUGAUCAGUGACAUGUCUACUGCUUAAAUAGAUACCACACUAUUGACUCAAGCUGGCUUGGUGGUAAGGGAAGGUAACCAGAUGACACAUAAAUAUGUCUGAUUCUAUACCUAUAUUUCCAAGAAGUCUACUGCCAGAGAGUAUGACCUUUGCCCAUUUUCUAAAUUAUUUUCAUGUGUUCCAGAUGACAAUUAUUCUAGUAAAUUGCUGUCUUGUGUCAUAUUCUGUGUGUACUCUCUGAUUAAAUUCAAUGUACUGAGUAUUCCGGUGUCUAGUUUGCAUACUUCCUGGAUUUUCUAUGUAGAACUGUUCAUUUCCACCAAGUAGUAUCUGCUGCCUCUGAAAAUAUUUUUUUCUAGCUAUAACUACUCUAUUUUUUAAUAUGUAAUUGAAUUUUAAUGUAAGAUUCACAGCAACCUGAUUAUUGAAUGUUAUUUCAU
Molecule: messenger RNA, 1950 nt
Organism: Mastomys coucha (southern multimammate mouse)
Lineage: Eukaryota; Metazoa; Chordata; Mammalia; Rodentia; Muridae
Gene: Calb1
Product: calbindin 1
Exons: 11
Coding region: 161-946 (261 amino acids)
Biological process (GO): regulation of long-term synaptic potentiation; regulation of presynaptic cytosolic calcium ion concentration
Cellular component (GO): dendrite; cytosol; nucleus
Molecular function (GO): calcium ion binding
Source: RefSeq, a predicted model, not a curated record